Molecule: messenger RNA, 736 nt
Organism: Effrenium voratum
Lineage: Eukaryota; Dinophyceae; Suessiales; Symbiodiniaceae
Source: the annotation of a GenBank genome assembly
CUGGCAUUUGCCGCUUGUUCGAUGAUCUCGGCAUGCCAUCCCUGGAGCCAAUGCAAAGUGGUCCACUUCGUGCGCCAUGCCGAGGCUGAGUCCAACGCCGCGGCACAUCAGUUUCCCAGGGAUUCUGCUGGUUACCUCGCUGCGUAUGCGGAUGAACAGUACUUCGAUUCCGUGCUGUCCGAAAAGGGCCAGGCUCAGUGUGCGGAGCUGCAGCUUGAGGUGCAGGGCUUGCAGUAUGAGGCGGUGGUGUGCUCCCCGCUGCGGCGCACCCUCCAAACUGCCAGCCUCGCUUUCACUGACAGAAGCGUGCCCUGGCUGGCCGUGGAGUCCGCGCGGGAGUUCAGUGAAGGACACGCACGACCCUGCGACCACCGCCGGGCGAAGAGCGCGCAGGCGGCGGGCUUCGGCUUCGUGGACUUCCGGCAGGUCCCGGAGGGCGAGGAUAGCUUCGCCGCCCGGAAGGAAUCUCCGGAGGAUGUGGACUCCCGCUGCCGGCAGCUUCUGGCGCUCCUGGCAGAGAUGCCGCAGAAAAGCAUCGCCGUGGUGUCCCACACUGGCUUCCUCUCCCGACUCUUCGCGCACCACCUGGCCUGGGGUUCGAAGGCCGCCUUCCGCAACGCGGAGCUGCGGUCCGUGGUGCUGUGCUUCGAGGUGAAGCCUCCGGACAGCACGUUGACCCCUGAGCCGAUCUGGCAAGCGCCAUAGCCCCGGGGCCAAGCGCCUGGCGCAAUCUGGU